AUGGGCGUGAAUGCGGACUGUGAGCUCCACGAGGGCAGGGAUCCAGCCUGGCCGGCUCACUGCUGUAUCCCCAAGACCGAGAACAGCGUCUGGAACAAAGGAGGUGUUUCCCCCUCCCCCACAGGGGCAGUCGACGUGGACGAGUGCUCGGAGGGCACAGAUGACUGCCACAUCGAUGCCAUCUGCCAGAACACGCCCAAGUCUUAUAAAUGCCUCUGCAAGCCGGGCUACAAAGGAGAGGGCAGGCAGUGUGAAGACAUCGACGAGUGUGAGAAUGACUACUACAAUGGGGGCUGUGUGCACGAAUGUAUCAACAUCCCGGGGAACUACAGGUGCACCUGCUUUGACGGCUUCAUGUUGGCCCACGAUGGACACAACUGCCUGGAUGUGGACGAGUGUCAGGACAACAACGGUGGCUGCCAGCAGAUCUGCGUCAAUGCCAUGGGCAGCUACGAGUGUCAGUGCCACAGUGGCUUUUUCCUCAGCGACAACCAGCACACCUGCAUCCACCGCUCCAACGAGGGUAUGAACUGCAUGAACAAAGACCACGGCUGUGCCCACAUCUGCCGGGAGACGCCCAAAGGUGGGGUGGCCUGUGACUGCAGGCCCGGCUUUGACCUUGCCCAGAACCAGAAGGACUGCACACUAACCUGUAACUAUGGAAACGGAGGCUGCCAGCACAGCUGUGAGGACACAGACACGGGCCCCAUGUGUGGCUGCCACCAGAAGUACGCCCUCCACUCAGACGGUCGGACGUGCAUCGAGAAGGAUGAGGCUGCAAUUGAGCGCUCUCAGUUCAAUGCCACGUCAGUAGCUGAUGUGGACAAGCGGGUGAAACGGCGGCUCCUCAUGGAGACGUGUGCAGUAAACAACGGAGGCUGUGACCGGACCUGCAGGGACACAGCCACUGGCGUGCGAUGCAGCUGCCCGGUGGGAUUCACGCUGCAACCGGAUGGGAAGACGUGCAAAGACAUCAACGAGUGCCUGGCCAACAACGGAGGCUGUGACCACUUCUGCCGCAACACCGUGGGCAGCUUCGAGUGUGGCUGCCGGAAGGGCUACAAGCUGCUGACCGAUGAGCGGACGUGCCAAGACAUCGACGAGUGCUCCUUCGAGAGGACCUGCGACCACAUCUGUAUCAACUCCCCGGGCAGCUUCCAGUGCCUGUGUCACCGCGGCUACAUACUCUACGGGACAACCCACUGCGGAGACGUGGACGAGUGCAGCGUGGACCACGGGAGCUGCGACCAGGGCUGCGUCAACACCAAGGGCGGCUACGAGUGCGUCUGUCCCCCGGGGAGGCGGCUCCACUGGAACCGGAAGGACUGUGUGGAGACAGGCAGGUGCCUUUCCCGGGCCAAAGCCUCAACCUGGGCCCAGCUGUCCUGCAGCAGGGUGGGCGGCGUGGAGAGGUGCUCCCUGUUCUGCCCCGCCCACUCACUCUUCGUGCCAGACUCAGAAAACAGCUACAGCCUGAGCUGCGGCGUCCCGGGUCUCCAGGGCAAGACGCCACAGAAGCGAAACAGCACCAGCUCCAGCGCUGGCCCCAGCUGCUCAGGUGCGCCUGCCUCCAUCAGGCAGAAGGCCCGUUUCAAGAUCCGAGAUGCCAGGUGCCGCCUCUGGGCCCACAGCCAGGAGCCACCAAAGGAGGCCCCGAGGCAGCCGCUGCUGGAAAACUGCCACGUGACCUUUGUGAACUUCAAGUGUGACUCCUCCAAGAAGAGGCGCCGUGGCCGGAAGUCCCCAUCCAAGGAGGUGACCCACAUCACGGCGGAGUUCGAGGUGGAGGCAAAGACGGACGAGGCCUCAGACACCUGCGAGGCCGACUGCAUGCGGAAGCGCGCGGAGCAGAGCUUACAGGCCGCCAUCAAGACUCUGCGGAGGUCCAUCGGCCGACAGCUGUUCUCCAUCCAGGUCGCAGGCACAGAGUACGCGAUGGCCCAGUGGCCGGCCAAGGCCCCGGAGGGCCCAGGGGCGUGCAGCACGGGCCAGGUGCUACAGGACGGGAAAUGCGUGGCCUGCGGGCCUGGCACCCACUUCAGCGGAGAGCCGGGCCAGUGUGUGCCCUGCGCCCCGGGGACCUACCAGGACGGGGACGGCCAACUCAGCUGCACGCCAUGCCCCAGCAGCGACGGGCUCGGCCUAGCUGGUGCCCGCAACGUGUCCGAAUGUGGAGGUCAGUGCUCCCCAGGCUUCUUCUCCCCGGAUGGCUUCAGGCCCUGCCAAGCCUGCCCGGUGGGCACGUACCAGCCAGAGCCUGGGCGCACGGGCUGCUUCCCCUGCGGAGGAGGGAUACUUACCAAGCACGAGGGCACAGCCUCCUUCCAAGACUGCGAGGCCAGAGUGCACUGCUCCCCCGGCCACCACUACAACACCACCACCCACCGGUGCAUCCGCUGCCCCGUGGGCACCUACCAGCCUGAGUUCGGCCAGAACCACUGCAUCACCUGCCCGGGCAACACCAGCACCGACUUCGACGGCUCCACCAACGUCACGCACUGCAAAAACCAGCACUGUGGCGGUGAGCUCGGGGACUACACGGGCUACAUCGAGUCCCCCAACUACCCCGGCGACUACCCGGCCAACACGGAGUGCGUCUGGCACAUCUCCCCGCCCCCCAAGCGCAGGAUCCUGAUCGUGGUCCCCGAGAUCUUCCUGCCCGUCGAGGACGAGUGCGGGGACGUCCUGGUCAUGAGGAAGAGCGCCUCACCCACGUCUAUCACCACCUACGAGACCUGCCAGACCUAUGAGAGGCCCAUCGCCUUCACCUCCCGCUCCCGGAAGCUCUGGAUCCAGUUCAAGUCCAACGAAGGCAACAGCGGCAAAGGGUUCCAAGUGCCCUAUGUCACCUACGACGAGGACUACCAGCAAUUAAUAGAAGACAUCGUUCGCGACGGACGGCUCUACGCCUCGGAGAAUCACCAGGAAAUUUUAAAAGACAAAAAGCUCAUCAAGGCCCUGUUCGAUGUGCUGGCGCACCCCCAGAACUAUUUCAAGUACACAGCCCAGGAGUCCAAGGAGAUGUUCCCACGGUCCUUCAUCAAGCUGCUGCGCUCCAAAGUGUCCCGAUUCCUGCGGCCCUACAAAUAAUGCCCUUGGAGCCGCCCAGCUUGGGGACGGCCCGGUACCCAGACGGGGAGGGGAGAGUGCCUUCCCUCCACGGCGGAAGCCAGAAGGCGGCUCCACACGCCUCCGCGCCGCCUCGGGAAGUCACCGGGGCACCUGCCCUUCGGAAACACUGACCGGCCCAUGGGGGUGAGACCACGUCCAAGCAGAGACCCCAGCCCACCGCACCCCUCGGAUCGCCCCGUUGGGAAAACACUGCUCGAGGCGACCUUUCUCCCUCCCUCCCUCCGCCGGCUCGAUUCCAGGACAGUGCCCUCUCCUGAGCGGCCAGGACGCUCUGUGCCACCACGCGGCCGGGUCCUGGGCAGAGUGCACGUUUUGGGGGUCACGGGUGGCCUCACCCGACGCCUCGAGAGAGGGGAGUGUGGCUGCCUCUGUCUCCGGGCGGGCUCUGAGAGGCCUAAUCGGAGACAGGAAGCCAGGCUGUGGAAGGAGGGGUGCGGGAAGGCAUCUGGGAAGCUCUGAUAAGCCAGUGUCUACACCUGCAAGGCGUCCACACCCCGACUCCUCCGGCCUCGGGCCCAGGACGCAGGCGCCGUGUGGCGGGGCUCUAAGGAUUCUGUGAUGGGACAGAAAAGAGCUGCUGGUGGAGGAAACUGUAGAUUUGUGCUUUUCCUUGAUAGAGCAUCUAAUUAAGUCCUAUAUAUAUAUAAAUAUAAAGAUAAAUAUAUAUAUACUUCUAUUUGUGGGUACUUUAGGAAAAUGCUCUUUAGUAACUAUAAAUACGAAUUGCAACCCAUCUCUUCCCCCACGAGCUGUCGCCGGCAUCCCCGAGUGACUCACCCCUCCCCAGGAGCGUGCUGCCCCUGUGUCUGUGGGCCAGGAGCCUGCAGGAAGGGGAGAAGGUAGGAGGGAGCCUGCAGGAAGGGGAGACGGCAGGCUGCUUCUGGACCCACCUGGAGUGCGGAUUCUUUGGGAACUGGGCCCCGAGGCUUUGCUGGAGUGUUGCCUUCAGAUGGAAUGUGGUAGAAGACGGUUUCCCCUUGCCCCCUCUCCUGUGGGUACAGGGGCCCAGCAGUAAACGCAGCAAGGCGCGUGUGGCUGGCCCUGAGGCGUGACCUUGGCAUCCAUACUGUGGCCGCGUGCCACGGGGAAGUGAGCCCUUUCCCACGGGAGCACGGGCCGUGCCACCACGCGACGCCUCCGAGGGCAGGAGCCCACCCCUCCAUCCCACCCGUCCGGGGGGGGGGGGGGCAGGCGGCCAGUGUCGGGAGGCCUGGCCCCGAGAGCAGCCUUCCUUCCGCUGCGACACGCCGCGUCCCUCGUAGAGUCUGUCCUUAAAGAAGAAAAGUCUGGAGUCUGACCAGGGUGCACGGUACGCCCCUCGGCCAGAAAAGCCCCCCAACGCGCUGAGUCCUUGCCCGCUGGCUGCCGCUGUGGGACACGCAUAGGAAGUGGUCUGUAUAUUUAGGGUUAACAAAUGCUCAAAAUUCCAAGACGCACGGGAGAGUCUGGACGCUGAACUCCAGUCGCCCAUCCCAAAUGCCUCUAGACGCCUCCUCCUGCCCCCACACGCCAGGGAGCGUGGCGCGGAUGGCGAAGCCCGAGGGCAGGCGAGCGGGGUCUGGGGGCCGAUGACAAGGCAGGCCCCGACGACGAUGGGCCCCCGAGCGCAGGGGCCAGUCACCGCCUCCGCCUACGUCAGCAACGGUGAGUCCCCAGCUCGAGCGGCACUCCCUCCAGCACCGGCUACGCCCAAGUCCCAAGUCCACCUCGGGGUGGGAAGGGGCUGCAUCUGGCGGCCAGGUCAGUGUCAGUCGGGAGCCCCCCUGGGCCGGCACCGCCCUCCCCCAGUCACAGUCCUCUCCAGAAAGAGGCCCGCCCUCCCUCCCAAGCCUUUGCUCAGGCCCAGAAAUCAGACGGGGGUGUCGUCCGGAGUGGGCCUCCGGUCACAACCUCCCCAGAGGGGGGGGCGGGGAGCAUUUUCUCAAUGCUCUCAAAACAGGGAGGACCUCUCUCCGACUCCUGCUGCUCCGCUCGGUGGCUCCUGGCGGUUGCCACCUGCAAACCCCACGAGUCCACCAGCCCUUCCCGUGGGAGGCCGCCCACGUUCCGCGGCAUUCCCCACCGCUGUGGUCAGACCCGCCCGGCGUCCCCCCGACACAGCAGGCCAGAUGCGGGGCCCCUAGCCCUUCACGCGGACAGGUCGCCGGCAACCCCAGUCGGCCAGCUGCCUACCGUUCAGCCCGCCCCAAUCCAAGUGUUCCCCCCCCCCCCCCACACACACACACACCAUCAGGGGGACUAGACGUCCGGGCAUGGGGUCAGCCGUCAGCCCCACACUGGGAAACUUGAGGGUCCCACCUGUUAGAGCCAGAGCCAUCCCCGGUCCGCGGGGCCCGAUGGUCCUGGGAGAGCUCCCCGGGCAACAAAGCGUGCGUGUCCGUGUGUCCGUGUUCCGGAAGCUGGCGGCAGAUUGGCGCCAUGGUGCUGGCAGAGAGAGAGGGGAAGGACCGAGCCCAGGUGGGGCGGGUGCCCCGCGUGAGUCCCGAAGAACGGGAGCCAAGGACGAGGGUGCGGGAGUCCCGGGCUGCCCGAGGGAGACUGGAGACGUGCACGGGCUGAGCCAGGAGGAGCGCCCCACUCGUGGAUGGGACAUCGGCCUCGAGCAGCCCCCACCGCAGGCAGCCCCAUCCCAGCCGCCGCCGCCGCCCCUCGCCCGGCAAGGACCCUCGGCGUCUGGCCAGCCGAUAAACCCCAAGGGAAAGAGCUAAGGCCCAAGCUUCUGGAAACAAAAGCUUGCCCAGCUGGCCAGGACUGAAAGCAGGUGCCAAGGCCUGGGGCCCGGCAUUGGGGCGACCAGGGAAGCGGCCCAAGGUGCCCCUGCAGCGGGUGGCCGGCGGACGGCGGUCAGGCGGGACCCAGGAGCGGCGGACCUGGAGGAAGCCCCUUUGCCCCGCACCUCUGGCGUCUCCUGGCUCUCUGCUUCCGAGGAGACACGCGAAGGAAAGGAAGAGAACCUGCCCCGAGGUUCAGGGGCCGGCUGGGCCCUCAGCGAGUGAACGCUGGGGUCACCUCGUCUGCCUCCCCGAAUCAGGAAGCCCUCUUGCCUGAGCCAGAGCCUUGCAGCUGUGGCCUUGUGCCGGCCUCCCUCCUCCCCUUAGUCUCAGACUCUGCCUCUGCCCCUCGCCCCCGCUGGUGGCAUUUGCCAGGGAUGGUGACCUUGCUCGGGCUCCCCGGGCUCAGCCUUUGCCAGCCCCUCCUCACCUCUGUGGUGACAGAGUCCAGGAGGCCGUGGGGCCCAGGAUGGUGGCCUCAGACAGCUUUCCCUCCUGCCAUCCGUUGGUUUGGCACACGUAGGUAAACUGCGCCCCGGGCCAAAACGUCACCAGAGAGCAAUGGCCCCAAGAGGCCGCUUCUGAAAGCCCGAAGAGAACCUCUUGCCUCCAGCCUGUGUCCCACCCGAACCCUCACUCUCCCAGGGACGCAGCCAACAUCAUCCGUUUUCCACCAAAGAGGCCCCCAGCCUGCUGGAGCUGGAGUGCCUGCCUCUGUGACAUCUUGGGGGUUGAAUAAUCAUGCACUACCACCCCCGGCAGGAAAAGAAGAUACUGAGCUAGGUUAAGUCAUUUAGCAAACAUUUGCUGCACAGCCGUGGGGCUGGCUGGCAGGAUCCCCUGGAAAGUCCCUCUUGGUCACAGAGAUAAAGGUGAUCGAGGCUGGCCUGGGGUUGGCCAGACCCCGGCGUUCCUUCCGGAGAAGGCAGUGCCUCCCUCCAGCACCUCCCGGUACCCUAGGUGGGGGGUGGAGAGUGUCGGCAGGAGGGCAGAGCAGAGCAGGGGUCACCCAGGGAGUCCCGAAGUCCGUGUCCCAAAGGAGAAGCUGUCGCCAGCCCGGCCUCACGGCAUGGCCGCUCUUCUCCACCAGCAGAGAGAGAUACAGAGGAGACCCUGGUCACCGCGCACAGGACAGCGGGCUCCCCCCGCCGCAGCACCAGUGCCCCGCCCAGAGCAGUCCAUGCUCCAGAAGGGAGGGUCCUUUCUUGUUCCCCCGGGACUCGGCUUGUUUUUACCCCCUCUGCUACACGCCUGGAGAUGUCAACCUGGUGAACCGUAUCUGUAUCGAAGUCCCUUUUCUUCACCAAAGAUACACGUGGUGGCAGCUCAGCCCCUUCCGACCAGGGUGACGGUGCCAAGGUGACAUCAUUCAGGCCAGAGGCAGAAGGGCUGACAUUGGAGAGACACCUGUCAUCCACACACAGAGCGGACAGCUCGAUCCGCCCAUGGCUGCCUCCCCUGUCCCCCGCCCCAAUCCACCUGCAGGCGCCAGCCUUCCCCCACCCCACCCCCAUGCCCCGGGGUAAGUGCUGAGCACCUGCUGUAUGCCAGGCACGGGGCCAGAGGCCACGUCAUCCAGGCCGCCUUGCUUCUUGGAGAAGGCAUCUCGGAGAUGCCACAGGCACGGCCGCCCCUCCCCUCCCGGCCCCCUGCACACAUGGCCCCCGGAGAGCAGGACCCCCGGUCUCUCUGAGGCCUCCCCAGCCCCUGGGUGGGGCCCCUGAAACUGCAUCCCUCAAGUCUCAACGGGAGGCACUGAAAGGCCUGAGCCCCCCCAUGGCCCAGCGAGGCGGGCGGGCCUGACCCUAAUCCCCUGUGGAGGCUGAGACUCUGGGAGGCCCGAGGCGAAUGGCUCAUAACUGCUGGAAGUGAGAACCAAACCCAAGCCCCUCGAAACCCAAGGUCCGGAAUGUCCGUGAAAUGUUGCUAACGGUUGGGCAGAUCGGGAAGCACAGCUGAGGCAGAGCUGGCGGUGGGGAGUUUGGGGGCAGGGAUGGAGGGGAGGGAGGUGGAGGGCGGGGGCACGUAGCGACCUACCCUCCCUCUGAAGCUGAAAACUCAGAGGAAGACCGGCUUCCGCCCCCUCCCCCGCGUGGACAGGUCCCUUCCCCCCCAGGGCAGGCUCGGCCGCAGCCGGGUGCUCGCGCGGAGUGGACCCCAACCCCAGAGAGGUCCCCUUGCAGGUUCCGGCACACGAACAUUAAAGAAUGCGGGUGUCCCUCAAAAACAGUGUGGUGAAAAGUAGGGGCCAAAAAAGAAAGCUCCCUGAUGCCUCCCGAGUACUUUGUCGUGCGGUUCAGAGGCCCCGUAGAUCCCCGGGGAAGGUCUUAAUCCGCUGAGAUCAGAACCAGUCUGAGCAGACCCAGUCCGCCCGCUCAUGGAACAGGACCUCUGAACAGCCCCUGGGGGGCUGGGGAGGCCUGGAUCCCCAGGUCUGGGUCCUGGGGAGGCCCAGGCAAUCACUCUGCCUACAAGAGUGACCAAAUACUAACGCAACCGUGUUUUUUCCCUUUAGUUGCCCCCAGUAGUCAAGGUUUUGUUUUCUCCAUCACGUUCAUAGGUAUGCAUGUAAUUAACCAUUUCUGGAAAUCACUUUAAUAAUAAACAGGAAAUGAACCUA
Molecule: messenger RNA, 8523 nt
Organism: Herpailurus yagouaroundi (jaguarundi)
Lineage: Eukaryota; Metazoa; Chordata; Mammalia; Carnivora; Felidae
Gene: SCUBE1
Product: signal peptide, CUB domain and EGF like domain containing 1
Exons: 24
Coding region: 1-3090 (1029 amino acids)
Biological process (GO): signal transduction
Cellular component (GO): cell surface
Molecular function (GO): calcium ion binding
Source: RefSeq, a predicted model, not a curated record